AUCCCUGCCAAUGGCGUCGCGUCGCCCGCGUGGCCGCGGGUCCACCCGCGUCGCCUCGGCUAGCUUCUCGCAUCUUCUUUAAAAAUGAACUCCAUUUUCACAUUCCUCAGCUCGUGGUCUUUCAUGGGUGAGCCUUCAUCAGCUUCCUACAUUAGAAAGGUGCAACAUUUGAUCGAGCAAUGCCUGGUGUUCCACAUGAACAAGGAGGAAUGCAUCGAGGCCCUUUCCAAACAUGCCAAUAUCGAUCCCGUCAUCACUUCCACUGUUUGGACGGAGUUGGAGAAGGAGAACAAGGAAUUCUUCCAGACGUACAUGAAGGGGCAAGAGGAGAAGGCAUUGGACAUGGCCACUGAGGAGAGGGUGCAGAAGAUGCUGGCUGAGGAGGCUGCCAAAGAUUUGGACAAGGAUAUAUAGUGAAUAAUUAUUAGUUAAGAUCGAUCGGCAAGUUAGUUUAUGUUUUAAGUACUUAUUUAUAUUUAUAUUUAUAUGUUCUGUUAAUAUUAUAAGGUUUUCUGAAUUAAUUAAAAGGUCAAGAACCAUUGCUAUGAUA
This is a messenger RNA of Zingiber officinale, 550 nucleotides long. RefSeq lists its product as uncharacterized. Lineage: Eukaryota; Viridiplantae; Streptophyta; Magnoliopsida; Zingiberales; Zingiberaceae. The record is from RefSeq and is a predicted model, not a curated record. The transcript is spliced from 3 exons. The coding region runs from base 85 to 414 and encodes 109 amino acids.